AUGGUUAUGGAGCGGCUGGCGGACUUCGUCAGCAAGUCUUUGGAAGGCGGUGAAGCGCCAGCUCCUCCACAGGAGGUGGAUUCUGAAGACCCCGAUGAGGAGGUGGAUAUCACAGCGUUGGAGGACAAGUCGCCGCCGGCUAAAAGACAUCGCAAUUGGCUAGUCUCACCUCUGCCUGUUCAGCACUAUAAACGAGAAGACGACGAUGAUGAUCAUAAACAUGAUAUUACGGAAAAAUCAAACUGUGUUGGCGGUGGCGGUGGUAAGCAGCGACGUUCCCGCACUAACUUCACACUGGAACAGCUGGGAGAGCUGGAGAGACUGUUCGAUGAGACGCAUUAUCCUGAUGCUUUUAUGAGAGAAGAACUUAGUCAGAGGCUUGGGCUUAGCGAAGCUCGAGUUCAGGUGUGGUUUCAAAACCGACGAGCGAAAUGCCGCAAGCAUGAAAGCCAAAUGCAUAAAGGAUUGCUAGUAAGUGGUGGUGGCACCCCGCUAGAACCUUGUCGCGUGGCCCCAUACGUGUCAGUACCACGGCUGGGCACGGCAGCGAGCGGGCAGCGACCGCCGCCACCCAUGCCGCCGCUCGCACCGCACCCGACACCCACGGCAUUCGCGCCGUUCGACUCGGCGCUGCUGUCUGCUGCAGCUCAUCAGUACGCGAGUGCAGCGGCAGCAGCGGCUGCAGCACUAUGCCCUCCUUACGCGGGACUCGCAGCUUUAGCCGCACGAUGUAGGUCCUCUUCCAUCGCCGACCUCAGGCUGAAGGCCAGAAGACACGCCGCAGCACUUGCUGCAGCACGCGGACCUUCCCCUACACCGACUACACCUACCAACGUACCCGCUGACACAUAGCCCACAUCCUAAGGAAUUUGGAUCAGUUCAAUGGUACAAUCGUGUCUCAAUUCUUCUGUAUAGAGCUGAGGAAGAUUGCAAAAGAUAAAGAAAUAUUCUAGAAGAUGACAGUAACUCUCGUAAAUUCAUUUUGUGUAUCACUUCUUGACUUGUAACUUCUUUUUGAGAAAGAGUAAAGUUUUAAUUCUUUGUAGAUACCAUGGACGAUUGACCAAAUAAAUUAAAAUACUUACUUGUAAAUGAAUAAAAACUGUGAUAAGUGUUCGAAUGCUGAGUUGGGAAAUAGAUCUCGUUUGUCUAAUAUCUCUUAGUAUUAAUAUUGAUAAUUUUAUUAUAGCUUAUUACUAUGUACUAGCAGUGCAAUUAUUAUUUAAAUGGUAGAUAUAUCUUGUAAAUAUAAUUAUAUUAUUAUCGAUAUUUCA
This is a messenger RNA of Colias croceus (clouded yellow), 1274 nucleotides long. RefSeq names its product short stature homeobox protein 2-like. Gene Ontology annotation, molecular function: DNA-binding transcription factor activity, RNA polymerase II-specific; sequence-specific double-stranded DNA binding. Gene Ontology annotation, cellular component: nucleus. Gene Ontology annotation, biological process: regulation of transcription by RNA polymerase II. NCBI's taxonomy places the organism in Eukaryota, Metazoa, Arthropoda, Insecta, Lepidoptera, Pieridae. The coding region runs from base 1 to 852 and encodes 283 amino acids. The record is from RefSeq and is a predicted model, not a curated record. The transcript is spliced from 5 exons.